GCAGUCGGUCACGUGACCACUCGUCGGCGAGUUCCCACAGUAUGGCGGAGGGAGCAGUUGUUCGGAUGGAUUGUUACUCACGUUUGAAUACAUGGUUUGUGUCUUGACCUGGAGAGGGAUUUUAACCGACGAAACGUUUGACAGAACUUGAAAAACAGAAGACAAAACCAAAACAACUUAAGAGUCGUAUUUCUCAGCAUGGCGGACCGCGGUGCGGAUUUGGCGGCUUUACCUAAAGAGGUGAAGGACCAGUUGGCGGAGUUGGAGCUCGAGCUUUCAGAAGGUGAUAUCACGCAAAAGGGCUACGAGAAGAAAAGAGCUAAGCUGCUGGCCCCGUACAUACCACAUACCCAAAAUGUGGAUCCAGGCCUAAAGAGUAUCCACUUGGCUCCAGGCCCUGGUGUUGACUCUUCUCCCAGCCCGGACGCAGGCCCUUCGGCCCCUCCACGGCAACACCGCUCUCACCGCAGCGGAGGGGCCCGCGAUGACCGUUACAGAUCAGAUAUCCACACAGAAGCUGUACAGGCGGCACUGGCCAAGCAUAAAGAGCAGAAGAUGGCACUGCCCAUGCCCACUAAGCGUCGAUCAGCCUUCGUCCACGCCGCUGUGGAGAACUGCACCCCUCCUGACACCUCAUCUGCGUCGGAGGACGAAGGGUCUCUGCGCAGACGUCAGGCUGCAGUGAGUGCGGUUCUUGCUCAGAGUCUGCAGAAUUCGGAGUUUUGGAUUAAUCGCUCAAUCCAGGGAUCAUCCACUUCAUCCUCGGCCUCGUCCACCCUGUCACACGGAGACGGCAGCAAGAACCACAUCCAGAAUACACUGGCAGAUGUACUUGCACACACUCGCAUAGAGAGCAGCAGUGUUCCUCCUGAUGUGACGUCCUCCGUGCCGCAGGACAGAAACUCGCGAGUGGAAGUGAGUUCCAGUCCUGCAGUGAAGGGUGUGAGUCGCGGCAGCAACCGCUCCAGCAUGAUGGACACUGCAGACGGCGUUCCAGUGCACAGCAGAGUCUCCACCAAGAUCCAGCAGCUACUCAACACGCUGAAGAGACCCAAACGUCCUCCACUCAGCGAAUUCUUCCUGGAUGACGCUGAGCACAUUGUGGAAGUCCCUCGGCCGGAUCCUAACACUCCGCGUCCAGAGGGUCGUCAGAUGAUCCCAGUGAAGAGCGAGCCCCUGGGCGUAGUGAGUAACUGGCCCCCGGCACUGCAGGCAGCGCUCGCCCGAUGGGGCGCCACUCAAGCCAAGAGCCCAGCUCUCACAGCGCUGGACAUCACCGGCAAACCCCUCUACACUCUCACCUAUGGUAAACUAUGGAGCCGUAGUCUUAAACUGGCAUACACACUCUUAAAUAAACUGGGCACCAAGAACGAGCCUGUGCUCAAACCUGGAGACCGGGUGGCCCUGGUCUACCCUAACAGUGACCCUGGUAUGUUCUGGGUGGCUUUUUAUGGCUGUCUGCUGGCUGAAGUCAUUCCUGUUCCAAUAGAGGUGCCACUGUCUCAGAAGGAUGCAGGAAACCAGCAGGUUGGCUUUUUAUUGGGGAGCUGUGGGAUCGGUCUUGCUCUCACCAGUGAAGUGUGUCUUAAAGGGCUACCAAAAACACCCAGUGGAGAAAUACUCCAGUUCAAAGGAUGGCCUCGGCUCAGGUGGGUCGUCACAGACACCAAGUAUCUUACAAAACCUUCUAAGGACUGGCAGCCGCACAUCCCCACUGCUAACACUGACACAGCCUACAUCGAGUACAAGGCCAGUAAGGAAGGCACAGUGAUGGGGGUGGCUGUGUCUAAAAUCUCCAUGCUGACGCACUGCCAGGCUCUCACUCAGGCCUGCAAUUACUGUGAAGGAGAGACACUGGUCAAUGUUCUGGACUUCAAGAAAGACAUGGGCCUGUGGCACGGGGUCCUGACAAGUGUGAUGAACAGGAUUCACACCAUCAGCGUGCCCUACGCUGUCAUGAAGGCCUGUCCUCUAUCCUGGGUGCAGCGAGUCCACGUCAGCAAAGCACGUGUGGCCCUGGUGAAGUGUCGGGAUCUGCACUGGGCUAUGAUGGCUCACCGAGACCAAAAGGACAUCAACCUAUCCUCCCUGCGCAUGCUCAUUGUAGCUGACGGUGCUAAUCCCUGGUCUGUGUCGUCAUGCGAUGCUUUCCUGAACGUGUUCCAGACUCACGGCCUAAAGCCGGAGGUGAUUUGUCCCUGUGCCUCUUCUCCCGAGGCCCUGACUGUAGCUAUACGCAGGCCGGGUGUCCCUGGUGCUCCUCUCCCUGCCAGAGCCGUCUUGUCUAUGGGAGGACUGAGUCAUGGAGUGAUCCGUGUCAACACAGAGGACAAGAACUCUGCUCUGACUGUGCAGGACGUGGGCCAUGUCAUGCCUGGAGCUCUGAUGUGUAUCGUCAAGCCAGACGGCCCUCCCAUGCUGUGUAAAACGGACGAGAUUGGCGAGAUUGUGCUGAACUCUCGGGCUGGUGGCACCAUGUACUACGGCUUACCAGGGGUCACCAAAAACACAUUUGAGGUGAUUCCUGUGAACUCAGGUGGAACUCCUAUAGGAGAGACACCUUUCACCCGGACAGGACUCUUGGGCUUUGUGGGUCCGGGCAGUCUGGUGUUUGUUGUGGGGAGAACUGAAGGACUGCUUAUGGUCAGUGGACGCAGGCAUAACGCAGAUGACCUGGUGGCCACAGCACUGGCUGUAGAGCCGGUGAAAACAGUCUACAGAGGGAGGAUUGCAGUGUUCUCAGUCACAGUGUUCUAUGAUGAGAGGAUCGUGAUCGUGGCUGAGCAGAGGCCCGAUGCCAACGAAGAGGACAGCUUCCAGUGGAUGAGUCGUGUUCUACAGGCUAUAGACACUAUCCAUCAAGUGGGCUUGUACUGUUUAGCAUUAGUCCCAGCCAACACUUUGCCAAAGACCCCUCUGGGUGGCAUUCACGUGUCUGAGACGAAGCACUGCUUUGUGGAGGGCUCCCUGCACCCUUGCAACAUCCUCAUGUGCCCUCACACCUGUGUGACCAACCUGCCCAAACCCCGGCAGAAACAACCAGUGGGAGUAGGUCCAGCCUCCAUCAUGGUAGGGAACCUGGUGGCAGGGAAGAGGAUUGCCCAGGCUACAGGCAGAGAGUUGGGCAUCAUUGAGGAUCAGGACAUGUCCAGGAAGCUCUGUACAUGGCCCAUGAAGAUGCAUCAGUUCCUGUCAGAGGCGCUGCAGUCGAGAGCACAGAGUGACCCAGAUCACGUCCUCUACAUGCUUCUCAAUGCCAAGGGGACAGCAGUGAGCACGGCCACAUGUUCACAGCUUCACAAACGAGCUGAAAAGAUUACCGCAGCACUGCUGGAGAGAGGAGGCAUUAACACUGGAGACAAUGUGGUGCUGCUCUACCCUCCUGGCAUCGACCUUAUUGCCGCUUUCUACGGCUGUCUGUACGCCGGCUGUAUACCAGUGACGGUCCGACCUCCUCACCCUCAGAACCUGGCGGCUACUCUUCCCACAGUGCGCAUGAUCAUAGACGUGAGCAAAGCAGCCUGUAUCCUGACCACUCAGGCUCUCAUGAAGACUUUACGAUCUAAAGAAGCUGCAGCCAGCGUAAAUGUGAAGACGUGGCCCACUAUCAUAGACACAGAUGAUCUUCCAAGAAAGCGACCACCUAAUAUCUAUAAGCCUCCCACACCUGAGAUGUUGGCCUAUCUGGAUUUCAGUGUGUCCACCACUGGCAUGUUGACGGGCGUGAAGAUCUCUCAUGCCGCAGUGAGUGCUCUGUGUCGCUCCAUUAAGCUACAGUGUGAGCUCUACUCCUCCAGACAGGUGGCCAUCUGCCUCGACCCCUACUGCGGCCUUGGCUUUGUCCUCUGGUGCCUCUCUAGUGUGUAUUCAGGUCAUCAGUCCAUCCUGAUUCCCCCAAUGGAGCUGGAGGUCUCUCCCUCUCUGUGGCUGAGCACACUCAGUCAGUAUAAGAUCAGAGACACCUUCUGCUCCUACUCUGUCACGGAGCUCUGCACCAAGAGCCUGGGGACGCAGACCGAGCUUCUGAAGACGCGGGGUGUGAAUCUGUCAUGCGUGAGGAGCUGUGUUGUGGUGGCAGAGGAAAGGCCUCGGCUGGCACUCACACAGUCCUUCUCCAAACUGUUCAAAGACCUGGGCCUUUCACCACGCGCAGUCAGCACCGCAUUCGGCUCCAGAGUCAACCUGGCCAUCGGCCUGCAGGGAACAGCUGGUCCAGAUCCUUCUACUGUUUACGUAGACAUGAAAUCCCUCCGCCAUGACCGGGUGAGACUGGUGGAGAGAGGAGCUCCUCAGAGUCUGCCCCUCAUGGAGUCAGGAACUAUUCUUCCAGGAGUGCGAGUAAUUAUUGUGAACCCAGAAACUAAGGGGCCACUUGGAGACUCACAUCUGGGCGAGAUCUGGGUGAACAGCCCUCACAACGCCAGUGGCUACUACACCAUUUACGGAGAGGAGAACCUGCAGGCUGAUCACUUCAACACACACUUGAGCUUUGGCGAGACUCAGACUCUGUGGGCCAGGACCGGAUAUCUGGGCUUCAUCAGGAGGACUGAGCUGCUGGACGCUACUGGAGAUCGUCAUGAUGCGCUGUUUGUGGUCGGCUCACUGGAUGAGACGUUGGAGUUGCGCGGUCUGCGCUAUCACCCCAUUGACAUUGAGACAUCAAUAUCACGGGCACAUCGCAGCAUUGCAGAGAGUGCCGUGUUCACUUGGACCAACCUGCUGGUGGUGGUGGCUGAGCUGAGCGGCUCUGAGCAGGAAGCUCUGGAUCUGGUGCCUCUGAUCACUGGAGUGGUUCUGGAAGAGCACCACCUGAUCGUGGGAGUGGUGGUUGUGGUGGACCCCGGCGUCAUCCCCAUCAACUCUCGAGGGGAGAAACAGCGCAUGCACCUACGGGACUCCUUCCUGGCUGACCAGCUGGACCCCAUCUAUGUGGCCUACAACAUGUGAGCUGAUGGGAGCUUCUUCAAGGGAUCAGAGAUAAAUAUCAGAAGAACGCCAGUCUUUCCCGAGUCGGGGGGGCCAUCAGCUCGAUAACGUGAGAUGCAGCAUCAGACAGGCAGCAUCAUUUGCAGGAGGUGCUCCUUUUCUCUUUGUGCUAGACUAACAGGUUAACCCCGCCAUGUUAUUUAACUCGCAACUUUGCCAACAGCCAUUUUGAAGAGCAUGAAGGCAAAAAAGUUGCAAGUUAUUGACUGCUUGCAAUUGCCUCCUCAGUAGGGCAGUCAGUACCACCGGCCCUAAAGACUUUGUGCUCUGGUUUGAGACCGGACAGUAGACUGGAGGGGCUUACAUAUAAAACUUGUCCUUGCACUUUAUUCCUCCUCCUUUUGAGCCUUUUUUUUGUGGGGGAGGGUGUCCUUAAUUUUUCAUUCUAAAAGUGCAAACAAAUUUAAAGAUGUCUUGCAACAUAUUUUGUCCAUCUGGGGAGAAAACUGUCUGGUAUGGUGCAGUCUGGGAUCACAUUAUGCAUCAUUCAUGAGGGCAAAACACUGUCCUGAUUCAAGAGGGCUUCUGAAAACCCUCAUUGGUGCUCACUCUGAACUUCAAGCACCAUUUCUCCUCUGCUGGACAAAACAUCAGACAUCGCUGAGUAUUAGCAGGAUCACCAGCGUCAUUGGCUGUGCUAGUUUGACACGCAGAAUUUGCUUUGUUCAUAUAUAUUUUGUCUUUUACUCAGAACUACUAGUUGUUUUAAAGUGGAAAGUGAAAGGUUUACAUCGAAACCUCAGUUUGCACGCACGAGAAUAGAUUUUAUAACUCAUAUUGCCAACAGUAAUGCACAGCAUUUGAUAACCAGUGUGAUCAAUAGCUUUUAAAGGAUCCUCAUAGGAAGCACAAAUCGAUUCGAACAUACUGGAUUUCUAUCUUGAAAUUUAUAUGCAGAGAACUAAUGUACACAUAGGGUGAAAGGAAAGUUUCAAGAUAAACUCCAUGCCUUAUGAAACCUGUGGAAAUUUUACUUUUAUAUGUAUGUUUUAUCCUUUUAUUUGUAUUGCUGUACUUAUACUUUGUACUGGUAUCAAAGGGACUGUGGACUGGUGAAAAUCUGGAAGGCUUCAUGUGUGUGUAGGUUAUUGUAGUGUCUCACUGGGUGUUACUGUAUAAUCAAAUGGACACGUGAUCACGGUCCCCUAAACUUGACUGAUCUCUCAUAGCUGAUGGGAACAUUUCCUCAUCACUGGCUUAAACAGAAGAAUUAUAAAAAAAAGUAACUAUUUUACACAUUUGAGAAAAAUACAGUUAAGUUGCACGUUCUGUCUUUUAAUUUCUUUGUGCUUUUGAAAUUUUAGUUAAUAUGUGUGUGCACAUAUUACCCAUUCCAUCAUGAUGGCAGUAUUGUUAAAAAAAACAUUACUUUCCCCUCAUUGUUAAUAGAAAAGGCGAUAUUUAAGGAAUGAUUUUAGUUUACCGGCUUUACAUUGCUUUAUUGUUUACAUGCUGUUCAAUGUUUAUGUUCAUUUUAGCACAGGGUCAUUUAACACCAGAAACAAUUGAAACUCGCUUCCUGGCAUUAUGAACACAUGCAAAUCCAUUUGUACAGUUUAAUCUGAGAGAGAAGAGGUUUUAUUCUGUGGACUCUUUACUUACAGCUGCUAAUUCUGGUUCACUCUGUUCAAACAAACUGCAAACAGAAUUAUUCUGAACUGAACGUUAAUCUUAGUGUCCUUUAGGAGACUGUUCUGACGGACCGGAUUGAGGGUUUUUUGUUUUUUUUUUUUUGGUUGCAAAUCCAUUAAUUUCAAUGCAGAGCUGAAUGCCCAUUUAAUUAAACUUAUUAAAUAGA
This is a messenger RNA of Pangasianodon hypophthalmus (striped catfish), 6784 nucleotides long. RefSeq names its product disco-interacting protein 2 homolog Ba (gene dip2ba). NCBI's taxonomy places the organism in Eukaryota, Metazoa, Chordata, Actinopteri, Siluriformes, Pangasiidae. The record is from RefSeq and is a predicted model, not a curated record. The transcript has 39 exons. Bases 199 to 4947 code for a protein of 1582 amino acids.